This is a messenger RNA of Rhinolophus ferrumequinum (greater horseshoe bat), 1979 nucleotides long. It is a transcript of the gene PYCR1, whose product is annotated as pyrroline-5-carboxylate reductase 1. The record is from RefSeq and is a predicted model, not a curated record. Lineage: Eukaryota; Metazoa; Chordata; Mammalia; Chiroptera; Rhinolophidae. Gene Ontology annotation, biological process: L-proline biosynthetic process. The transcript is spliced from 8 exons. The coding region runs from base 313 to 1275 and encodes 320 amino acids. Gene Ontology annotation, molecular function: pyrroline-5-carboxylate reductase activity.
GCGUGUCUGCAACCCGCGUCCCCCGGCUUCAGGUGAGGGGUGCUAGGACGGGAGGGGCUUGACCCUGAGGUUCAACCCAGCGGGGGCUGGUCGCCCCCCGCCCCCAGCCCAUCCCUCCGACCCCUUCCGGAGGCCGGCUCGCUCCGCUCUGCCCCGUGUCUGGGGCCCUGGGGAGCAGGUCCCGGGCACCGCUAUGGGUGGGAGAUCGGAGCAGUUAUCCGGCCCGGGGCUGUCGGGCAGGAUCUUGCCCCAUCUCCUCCCGCAGCUGUUCCUGCAGAGCCAGUGCCAGCUGUGGGCGCGCCUCUGGACACCAUGAGCGUGGGCUUCAUCGGGGCUGGCCAGUUGGCCUUUGCCCUGGCCAAGGGCUUCACAGCAGCAGGCGUCCUAGCAGCCCACAAGAUAAUGGCCAGCUCCCCAGACAUGGACCUGGCCACGGUUUCUUCCCUCAGGAAGAUGGGGGUGAACCUGACACCCCACAACAAGGAGACGGUGCGGCACAGCGACGUGCUCUUCCUGGCUGUCAAGCCACACAUCAUCCCCUUCAUCCUGGACGAGAUUGGUGCUGACAUCGAGGCCCGGCACAUUGUGGUGUCCUGUGCGGCUGGAGUCACCAUCAGCUCCAUCGAGAAGAAGCUGAUGGCAUUCCAGCCGGCCCCCAAAGUCAUCCGCUGCAUGACCAACACGCCGGUUGUGGUGCGGGAGGGGGCCACGGUAUAUGCCACCGGCACCCAUGCCCAGGUGGAGGAUGGCAGGCUCCUGGAGCAGCUCAUGAGCAGUGUGGGCUUCUGCACGGAGGUGGAGGAGGACCUGAUCGACGCCGUCACGGGGCUCAGCGGCAGCGGCCCAGCCUACGCCUUCACAGCUCUAGAUGCCCUGGCUGAUGGGGGCGUGAAGAUGGGGCUUCCCAGGCGCCUGGCAGUCCGCCUCGGGGCCCAGGCUCUGCUGGGGGCUGCCAAGAUGCUACUGGACUCAGAACAGCACCCAGGCCAGCUCAAGGACAAUGUCUGCUCUCCUGGAGGGGCCACCAUCCACGCCCUGCACGUGCUGGAGAGUGGGGGUUUCCGCUCCCUGCUCAUCAACGCUGUGGAGGCCUCCUGCAUCCGUACACGGGAGCUGCAAUCCAUGGCUGACCGCGAGAAGGUCUCGCCAGCUGCCAUCAAGAAGACUGUCCUGGACAAGGUGAAGCUCGACUCCCCUCCGAGGGCCCUGCUGGCUCCUUCUGGCCACGCCAAGCUGCUUCCCCGAAGCAUGGCCCCGACCGGCAAGAAAGACUGAAGUGUCUCACCUGCCUGUCAGGCUGCCCGCCACCUUCUCUCUCCUGGCUCAGAGCUCCUGUGCUGGGUGUCUAGCCCCACGCCACAUAGGGUGGCCCACUGCCCACGACUUUGGUCACCUGGGGUCAGCCAGCGUCAUAGCCAGGGAGGGGCCACAUCACUAGCCAAUGGGAAUCUCCACAGUCCCCUAAUGCUUCCUGACCCAGAACAGGGAUGGACUCUGACCUCAAACCUGCACUUCCUCUGCCCCAAACCAAAUCAGGACCACCUUUCAGGAGCUCAGGAAGCGGGGUUUGGGGGCUUCACCUUUCAGCGUUAGCUGGUUUGAGGCUUGGCCUGAGCACAAAGGUCGAGGUUCCCCCUGGCCCCUGUGAAGGUCUAGCGAAAGGGGGGAGUCCCGCCCCACAUCUGCUACUUCCCUAACCUCCACUCAUGGUGGGGGCGGGGGGAACACCUCCUUCCUCAGUGUGGGAAGCACCAGAGGAUCCCAGGCAUUCUGAGUCCAAUGGGAGGGACCACAGUUCUAGGCCAGCUCAUCACCCCUCAUCCCCAUUUGACAUUUGAGAAAAGGGCUCCUCAGACAGUUGGAUUUCCAAGGCCACCAGCACUCUCAGGCCACUGUCCCCCAUUCCUGACCUGAACCACAGACACUGUCACUUCUCUCCCUGGCCUUUUAGGUUAAAUAAAUUGGUUUCCAGCCCAGUG